AUGAAAGAGGAGGCGCUUCCCAACGCUACAGAAGAGCAGCCUGGCUGGUUUGUACCUGGCAACACCAGCAGCAACUCCUUGUACCUCUCCAAGGCUCCUCCUCUUCCCCUGAACCCUUGGGAUGUGGUUCUUUGCGUUUCCGGGACCAUCAUCUCCUGCGAGAAUGCAAUUGUGGUGGCCGUCAUCUUUUACACCCCUGCCUUCCGGACUCCCAUGUUCCUCUUGAUCGGGAGCUUAGCCACUGCCGACCUCUUAGCUGGCUUGGGCCUCAUUUUCCACUUUGCCUUCAUCUACUGCAUCCCGUCCGAGGCGGUGAGCCUGGUGACGGUGGGCCUCCUGGUCUGCUCGUUCACGGCCAGCGUGGGCAGCCUCCUGGCCAUCACCAUAGACCGGUACCUGUCCCUCUACAAUGCACUGACCUACUACUCGGAAAGGACUGUCACCAGGACGUACAUCAUGCUCAUCAUCACCUGGGGGAUCUCCAUCUGCUUCGGCCUCUUGCCCGUGAUGGGCUGGAACUGCCUCAAGGACAACUCCAGCUGCAGCAUCGUCAAGCCGCUGACCAAGAACAACCUCAUCAUCCUCUCCAUCUCCUUCUUCAUGGUCUUUGCCAUGAUGCUGCAGCUGUACGUGCAGAUCUGCAAGAUCGUUUGCCGGCACGCUCAGCAGAUCGCCCUGCAGAGGCACUUCUUGGCCACCUCGCACUAUGUCACCACGCGGAAAGGGAUCUCCACGCUGGCUGUCAUCCUGGGGACCUUCGCUUCCUGCUGGCUGCCGUUUGCCAUUUACUGCCUCCUGGGAGAUUACACCUACCCGGCUCUCUACACGUACAUGACUGUGCUACCCGCCACCUACAAUUCCAUGAUCAACCCCGUGAUCUAUGCCUUCAGGAACCAGGAAAUCCAGAAAGUAUUGUGGAGCAUAUGUUGCGGGUGCAUCUCUUCCGCCAUGCCUUUCCAGUCCAGAUCUCCCAGCGAUGUAUGA
Varanus komodoensis (Komodo dragon) is the source of this 984-nucleotide messenger RNA. It is a transcript of the gene GPR3, whose product is annotated as G protein-coupled receptor 3. Gene Ontology annotation, cellular component: membrane. The transcript has a single exon. The record is from RefSeq and is a predicted model, not a curated record. Lineage: Eukaryota; Metazoa; Chordata; Lepidosauria; Squamata; Varanidae. Gene Ontology annotation, molecular function: G protein-coupled receptor activity. Bases 1 to 984 code for a protein of 327 amino acids. Gene Ontology annotation, biological process: G protein-coupled receptor signaling pathway.